GUCGGGUCGCCAUUGUCGCGCCUCUCACAAUGAGAGUAUUUUCCUAUUGAUCUAGUUAUUGUUUGCUCUCUUUUCCUUCGUCCAUUUCUUACCUAGCACGGCCUGUUCGUCACUCCUCAUCCUAUCGGACCCAACUCUUUCCCGGUCAUUUCUUCUUGCCAACAAACUCCUUGUCACCAACCUGUUACGUGUUCGCCAGCAGAGCGUCACAUUGGCAUUUCCAGCACUCAAGAACUGCAGGCAGUUUCACUCUUCGGACCACACGCUCUUUCUACCGACAUCAACCCGAAAUGUUCAGUCUUGGGCAGGACUCGAAGCUCCUGGGCAUUGGCCAUGUGGUCCUCAACGUUCUCCGCGCUCUCAACCUGAUCGGCCUGGCUGCCGUGAUGCUGGCCAGCAUGGCCAUGCCAGUCCUCUCGGGCUUCACAGGCAACUUCUUCUUUUUCGAUACUCUCACCCACGUGUUCGUUUUCCUCAUCUCGGCCGUGCUUUUCUAUUCAGAGUUGCCGAUCCCGUGGUUUAAGGCGGCGUUCCGAAGGACCUGGCCGGUGCUGGGGCCCGACCAUUCGCUCGCCUGGCUUGGCUUCGGCAUGAUAUUCAUCGGCUUCCAAGUCCUGGGAGACUUGAUCAAGCCAGCGUACACCACCGACUCGAUCGGGUGGGCGUGGUGGCGAGCUUUUCUCGCCUCGGGCAUUCUUGCCAUUACGUUCGGCUUCUUCAACAUCUUCGGCGCCAUGGUGUUCCGUGCGUCUGUAAUCGAAAAAGGAGUGCGCAUCAAGGCCACCUCUCGCAUGAUCCGGACCCACGGCAAGCUGGCACUGCAGCAAGCCAGCGACAACGCCUUCAACGCCAGUCACAGCUUCAGCGAGCCAUACUCGCCCCCACACCGUGACAACUGGUCGGCGCAGAGCUGGUCCAAGGAGGCCGAGGUCGAGCCCUCGUCGGCGGUGAAGCGUCUUACGAGGGUCCUGAACCCCAAGAACUUCCGCAAGUCGCGCCCGUACAUCAGCAAGCCGUUCCCGCAGAACCUGGAUAACUUGGAUGUCGAGCAAGGUCACGAAGACCGGGCCAGCCCAAUCCUCCCGACCGUCCAACGGCCGCCCACCGCGAUGCACCCCGCGCUUACUGGGAGCAGCCACUACAGCGCAGCCCACAUGGACCCGUUCUGAUUGUUGUCAGAGACAGCAACGAACACACACGCUCCU
This is a messenger RNA of Thermothielavioides terrestris NRRL 8126, 1205 nucleotides long. RefSeq lists its product as uncharacterized. NCBI's taxonomy places the organism in Eukaryota, Fungi, Ascomycota, Sordariomycetes, Sordariales, Chaetomiaceae. The record is from RefSeq and is a predicted model, not a curated record. The coding region runs from base 291 to 1169 and encodes 292 amino acids. The transcript is spliced from 2 exons.